This is a messenger RNA of Cryptococcus amylolentus CBS 6039, 285 nucleotides long. RefSeq lists its product as hypothetical. NCBI's taxonomy places the organism in Eukaryota, Fungi, Basidiomycota, Tremellomycetes, Tremellales, Cryptococcaceae. Gene Ontology annotation, biological process: G protein-coupled receptor signaling pathway. Gene Ontology annotation, molecular function: G-protein beta-subunit binding. The record is from RefSeq and is a predicted model, not a curated record. Gene Ontology annotation, cellular component: heterotrimeric G-protein complex. The transcript is spliced from 3 exons. Bases 1 to 285 code for a protein of 94 amino acids.
AUGUCCAGCAGAGCCAACAAAGGCACCAUGCACGAGCUCAAGCUCCGAAGGCUAGUCGAGCACAACCAAAGACUGCGGGAGGAGCUCGCCAGGCCUAGGGUGAUGGUCAGUGUCGCUAGUAUGAACCUUAUCAACCACUGUCGCUCGAACAAGGACCCCCUCAUCCCCUCCGUCUGGGGCCCUCUUCCAAAGGGCGAAGACCCAUACGCCCCCGUGGACAAUGGCAGCUGCUGUUCGCGUACGUCCAUCAUCCCCACGGCUCGCCUCCCGGGCUUCUACACUUGA